This is a messenger RNA of Capsicum annuum, 791 nucleotides long. Its product is annotated as protein HIGH ARSENIC CONTENT 1, mitochondrial. The record is from RefSeq and is a predicted model, not a curated record. Lineage: Eukaryota; Viridiplantae; Streptophyta; Magnoliopsida; Solanales; Solanaceae. Gene Ontology annotation, molecular function: catalytic activity. The coding region runs from base 111 to 521 and encodes 136 amino acids. The transcript has 6 exons.
UACAGAUGAAGGUCAACGGCCAAACAUACAGUGAUCUUCUAUAAAAACCAAGAAAACUAGUUGCCCAAACUAAGUUCGAAAAGUUCUACUUCAAUAUAUAUAAGCAUAAAAUGGAUUCAAUAAACAGUAAUGAGGAUGUUUCAAAUGUUGAUGUGAUUAGUGCAAAGGUUCUGAUCUCCUCAGGUCACACUUACUUAGAUGUGAGGACUGUUGAAGAGUAUAAUAGAGGACAUAUUGAUAAUGCGAUUAAUAUUCCAUACAUGUUCCUCACUGAUGAAGGAAGGGUAAAAAAUCCAGAUUUUCUUGACCAGGUCUCCUCAGUGUGCCAAAAGGAGGACCAUCUAAUUGUGGGGUGCAACAGCGGAGGGAGGGGACGUAAAGCAUGUGUCGAUCUCCUUAAUGCGGGGUACAAGGAUCUAAGAAACUUGGCUGGGGGGUACUCAGCAUGGGUGGAUAAUGAGUUUAAAGGAGAUGAAGCUGCUGUUCAACAGUUCAAAACUGCCUGCAAGUUUCGUCCAUGAGUCAACAGAUGGAUUGCUUGAACAUUCACAAGAAUUUAUUUUCUAUGCCCAAGUGAUCAUUUCAGAUGUAAUGGAAAAUAAAAUAACAUUUCAAAUAAGCAUAUGUAGAAUUUGUAUUACAUUUUGAUUUUAAGCUGUUUUGUCCAAAUGAUUUUUGUCUGGACCUAUUUAAUGCUGUUAGAGCUUGUUAAUGUUGUUUAUUUGAAGUAUAAAUUAUGUGUAAUCUUGGAAAUGGAAUAAGUAAUAAUUGUUCGAGCUCCUCUAUCCGUA